AUGCCUCAGGCUGGCCCCUCUAAAUCGGGCUGCUGCUUCUGCCCCCUCUCUCCCUCUACCCAGCGCCCACGCCGACUGUCAUUGCAUGCGAAGGAACUGGAUGCCUUUUUGCUUCUGUCUCGCUCGUUUAUAGAGCAUUCUUCGGGGUCAGCUUACGACUCCUCAUCAGAAAACUCAGGCAAGAUGGCUACCCACACAGGGAAGGACGACUUCUGCCUUGAAUGCCAUUGGGAGUCCUUUCAUCUAGACGGGAAAAGCUCGGAGGGUUCGUCCGUGGCCCCGGCGUCUGACUACUGCCCUGAUAAGGAGCAAAAUGCCUCGGAAGCCCAUGUCGACGGCGCCUGCUGCGACACCGACAACUGCUCCAUUACCUGCCCCUCAGUCUGCGACGGCUUUGUCGACUGCCACGACGAAGAACACGACGACACCUGCUCCGCGUCUAGAUGUGAAGAGCCACACUGUCAUGAUCCUGCCCCUAUCUGCUUCGACGAGCACUGCUUUGAGUCCGACCAUAACCCUGAGAUCACAGACCACUCAUUGGAGUCAUUGUUCGGACUGGGGAUACCGAUGCCUUCAGACAAGAACGACUUUACACUCCCUUUGGAGCAGUGCCAGGCAGACCAGUUGUCCAAGCCAACCGAGCAUGCCGCUGCAGACUUGAAUGCUCACCUGUGUGCUGGUGCCUUUUUCAAUCCCGACUCAAUAGCACUCACUCCCUGUCAUCCUCCUCACAGCUACCAUCAUGACCCUCACUCUGCAAACCUACCCCAUAUCCCUCCGGCACAAAAUAUGCUGCCACCAUCAUUACCAAUGCCAAAUGAGGUUAACCCCUCCGACGUCUUCCACAUGCUUGGAAUGUGCCCUGACUAUUCGAAUCAUUUCCACGUCCACGAAGCAUCAAACUGCUCUGAGAACCUCGACGGCGGCGCCACUUCCAACAACUUCACUUGCCUCCAUCUUGACGAUGAGAGCCUAAACAGUCUGAUGAAAAACCCUAUCUAUACGAGCAACAACCUUCCCGCAAGGGGACCCUGCCGCUCGAACCAUCGUUGCCGAAGCCACCACGCACACGCUCACCACUUCUCACCCUACUCUCGUCACUCUCGAUCAAGUUUCAGCUCUCAAAUACUCCCUAGCCCUGGUGAAACACCACCUCCGCUAGAUGGCGGUAUAUCCUCGAUAAUAACAAGCCCCGACUUUUCCCCGACAGACGGUGAGUUACAUGUCUGCAAAUGGGUGUCGAGUUCCCAUGGGGCCAAGACCAGCUGUGGUGCUACUUUUUCGAGUUCUUGCGCUCUUCAGGAGCAUCUUGUCUCUCAACAUAUGGGUCCGGUCAAUGGUGCCAAGGGGAUCGGAUACUACUGCUGCUGGGAGGGGUGCGGUCGUCCCGGGGAGCCAUUCUCACAGAAGUCGAAGCUGCAGGGCCAUUUCCUCACUCACAGCAAUUACAAAAACUUUCAAUGCUCGGUUUGUGGAAAGCUGUUCGCCCGGCAAGCAACUCUCGAGCGUCAUGAACGAAGUCACCGUGGCGAGAAGCCAUACAAGUGUACAGAGUGCGGCAAGUCCUUCACGGAUAGCAGCGAACUAAAAACUCACUCCCGAACUCAUACCGGCGAGAAACCGUUCAAGUGCACGUAUCCGGGUUGCAACUUCCAAACUGGCGAUUCAUCAAAUAUGUCUAGCCACAGACUCACACACGGCGAACGAAGACACAAAUGCGUUCAUCCCGGCUGUAACAAGAGCUUUACUCGACCUGACCAACUCAAACGACACAUGCGCUCAACACACAAAACCGAACUCCAAAUCCCCACCCCAAUCCUCGGUUCUAUGUCUCCGAUAGACGAUCAAUUCGCACUGCAGGCGUCUUUCGGCAUGGCGUAA
Molecule: messenger RNA, 1881 nt
Organism: Aspergillus mulundensis
Lineage: Eukaryota; Fungi; Ascomycota; Eurotiomycetes; Eurotiales; Aspergillaceae
Product: C2H2-type zinc finger protein
Exons: 7
Coding region: 1-1881 (626 amino acids)
Biological process (GO): regulation of transcription by RNA polymerase II
Cellular component (GO): nucleus
Molecular function (GO): RNA polymerase II cis-regulatory region sequence-specific DNA binding; DNA-binding transcription factor activity, RNA polymerase II-specific
Source: RefSeq, a predicted model, not a curated record